CUUCUUAUGUUAUUGCCGAUAUUCGCACAAUCGUUGUUUUCGGACACUCGCUACUUUGGUUGUCUAUAAAAUACGACAAAAUUUUCAGCACGAGUUUUUUGGAGUAAACUGAAUUUUAUUCUUCUUAGAAAAUAUAAAUCGCUUAAAAUCUCUUGAUCUAAGUGGAAAAAAAAUAAAUUGGAUAAAAUGAAAAUUUUCCUAAACUAAGCCAACGUCCGCAGUUCAACAAACAAUAGUAUAGAUGCAAAAGAUUUUCUUACUGGAUUAUCUUACAGUCGGAAUCGGAAUCUAAUCUGAAAGUAUGGGUGUCCGCUAGUAAUUUGUGCUUCAAUUUUGAUUAAAUUUAACUGAGAUAUUAUGCUGCAUCCGCGUAUUUAAGUUGCAAAUAGGUAUAUGAAAAAUCGAUUGUUGGAUCGUAGUUUUUUUCGUUAGUGAGGCAAGCAGCCAACAGCAGACGAUACGGUAGCAGUGACGAACAAUAUUGUAUGCGGCAAAAAGCCGACAACGACCGAGGCCAAAGCAGCAGACAAAAAAACAAAACAGCAGAUAAUGACCAUGGUGCAGUGUAAAUAAUAUUUUUGCACUUUUACGUAGCAGAAAUGUAUAUGUAUUAUCUACUUUAUAAAAUAAAUUUACAGUUAGAGUGAAUUUUAGAUUUAAUCUAUAAAUGAAUCGUGAAAUAUAAUUAGUUUUCUCCUUCAGAAACAAAACACAAUUGAUCCCAUCCCAAAAUGACGACGACAACUGCAGAGACAGCACCGUUGCCGGUCAAUGAUCUCGAUGUUAUACAAGACAUGAUAGACAUCUCGGCAGAUCGCUUAGAGGGCUUGCGUACACAAUGUGCAACCAGCGCUACUCUAACUCAGCAGGAGAUACGCAGCCUCGAAACGAAAUUGGUUCGCAUGUUUUCAAAACUACUUUUAAAUAAAGCACGUCUGAAUGAACGAAUACCAGCUAGCGGCUUACCAAACACCACUAGUACUGAGCUUAAAAAAUGGCUACGAGUUGUAGGUAUUAGUCAAGAGUCAUCUUAUAUUUGUCUCAACCGGUUGUCAACGUUGGAACAACUGUUAGAGCAGAGUGACGAAGAACUAAAGCAGUUGUUAGGCAACAAUCCCAGUUAUCGUACAGAUGAAGAUAUUCGUCGACUAACUACAGCUAUGCAUAAUUUACGUAAAUGUAAAGAAAGCUUCGGUAAUCUGGAGAGCGAUAUUUCAAACACUGCUACCCCUAAUAACGCACUGAGUGAAGGAAAAGAACAACUAACUGAACAAUUGUUUUGGGAUUCAUGGGAUCGCCAUCAUAACCAUCAUCAUCAUCACCGUAGUAGUAUGGGAAACAUUGGCGUGACAUCAUCGCCCCGCGCACAUCGAAUAAUUACAAAACAUGCAAAACAACACCUCCACCAAUCGGCUGGUAACAGUCGUCAGUCACCUUCCCACGAUCACAGCUGCAAAGCAACAUCAACAGCUGCUAUUAAUAAUGUUAUUGAAGACUCUUCAAGUAUGCAAGGUUCUACUCUGACAUUGACAUUGACACCUUCACCACCUAAUUCUCCAUUCACACCCACUAGUUUGAUUAGCACAUUUAGUACUGCUUGUAGUGGCGGUAGUAGUGCCAAUGGUACUCCACAACGUAGUAAGCCGGCGGGCACACCACCGCCAAUGAAAAAACAUCAGACUUUAUUAUCAAACUUGCAGCAGAAUACUCCAACACAUAUUGCGAGUAUCGGUCCUGCAAUAUCUGCAAGUCAACAAGAUUCAUCAAUGUUCCCGCUAUCCAAAUCCAAGUCGAAUGGAUCACAAUUUCGCGAUACACCGCUUUCGAGUACAGGAUCUCCUCAGUCCCACUCAUUAGGGCAAUCGACAUUGGGAAGCUCAACAACAGCAAGCAACAAAUCGACAUUGCCUCGUUCACGUCUAAACACGGAUCCAAGUCCUGACAGUUUUUCCUCGGCCAGUUCGGAUGUAUUUGCCGAAAACAAUAAUAAUCCGAACAAUCUACAGGUUCCAAGAUCGCCCGGCACAUUACCACUGGGCAUGGGUCAUACGAUAUCACAUCGUUUCGCAAAAGUCUUCCAGGUUAUGUCAACGUGUGAUCUUUGUCAAAAGCAAAUGUUUUUCGGUCUCAAGUGCCGAGAAUGUAAAUACCGUUGCCAUAAAGACUGUGAACCGAAUGUUCCGCCAUCAUGUGGACUGCCUUCAGGAUUUGUAGACGAAUUUAAGAAAACAUUCAAUGAUCACGUAGGAUUUUCAUCGCUGCAGCAUACGCAGACCGGUGCGAAUACGUCACCCGUCUUAAGACCUCAACGUGAUAGCAGUUCACCUGGCUCAAGUUGUAAUAGUUCUAGUCCAUCUAGUCCAGCUCUCUUCAAUCUUCAACAACAGCAUUCAACAUCUCACCCUGGAAAUGUCUUCAUUCCAAGUAGUGGUAACAUGAUGAGCUCCUCUGGCGGUGGAAGUUCAAGUACCAGCUCCAAUAUGCUGUCUACGCCUUCCUCGUUCCACAAACAAUCAAGCCAAUUCAACUUUCCUGACGUAACCAUUACAUCUAAUUGUAAUCAGGCCAUAGGAGGAACAACACAAACACUCUACUCAUCGCAAAAUAGUGGAAUGGAAUCUACUAGUGGCGAAUUGAUUAGUUUACAGCAAUCUGACUAUCAAGACAGCAAUAAUUCAAUUUCUUCGUCAACCAAUAAAUCGAACCACGGUAGUGAAAGCUUAUCCUACAGCACUGUAGUCACAUGUGUGGGUUCAUAUCACAGCAGCAGCAACAGCUCGACAGUUAUAGCUUCAACAAACAGCACUGUCCAUUCCAUCAGUUCAAGCAUUGUCAGCAGCACCGGCUCAUUCUAUCCACGUAAGCUAAGCUCUGCCGGUGUCGAUAAGCGUGAUCCAUUCACCGAACUUGCCGACACACAUAAAUCAAACGACAGUGAUAAAACCGUUUCUCUAUCCGGGAGCACUUCCGCCAGUACAGACUCAGACCGCACGCCUAUACGGUUGGAUUCAACAGAGGAUGGAGAUUCGGGUAAUUGGCCUAGACAAAACUCAUUGUCGUUGAAAGAGUGGGAUAUACCUUACAGCGACUUGCUCCUGUUGGAAUCAAUUGGGAAAGGACGUUUUGGUACAGUACAUAGAGCCUUAUGGCAUGGUGACGUAGCUGUGAAAUUACUUAAAGAAGACUAUCUGGAUGAUGAACACAUGUUAGAAGCGUUUAAAUUAGAGGUAGCCAAUUUUAAAAAGACUCGUCACGAGAACUUAGUACUAUUUAUGGGUGCCUGCAUGAAUCCACCGCAUUUGGCUAUCGUUACAUCGUUAUGCAAGGGCAAUACGCUUUAUACCUAUAUACAUGUGCGUCGUGAUAAAUUCACCAUCAAUAGAACAACACUUGUGGCUCAACAAAUCUCACAAGGUAUGGGAUAUCUUCAUGCCCGUGGCAUCCAUCACAAGGAUCUACGUACAAAGAAUAUUUUCCUGGAAAACGGUAAAGUUAUAAUCACCGAUUUCGGGUUAUUCAGUUCGACCAAGUUACUAUACUGCGAAAUGGGACUAGGCGUACCGAAUGGCUGGCUUUGUUAUUUGGGGCCGGAAUUAAUGCGCGCACUAUUGCCACGCAAACCGACUGAAGAGAUUUUGCCGUUUUCGAAGGCUUCGGAUGUUUAUUCCUUCGGAACGGUGUGGUAUGAGCUGCUCUGUGGGGAGUUUCCAUUUAAAUCACAGCCACCAGAAUCGGUCAUUUGGCAGGUGGGUCGUGGAAUGAAACAAACAUUGGCAAAUUUGCAAACCUCGCGUGAUGUCAAAGAAAUACUAAUGCUCUGUUGGUCAUUCCAAGCCGACGAUAGACCAGACUUCGCAAAAUUGCUCUCACAACUGGAGCGUCUGCCCAAAAAACGCUUGGCACGUAGCCCCUCGCAUCCUGUACAACUGUCGCGUUCGGCGGAAUCAGUAUUUUAAUCAAUAUAAAAAUAUAUGAUAAUUCAGCAAUAUAUUAUUAAGUAGCUUAUAAGAGGAGAGUCGGUUAUCCGAAGGAACUGAGACACAUAUAAAAUUUGAUGUUGAGCUAUAAAAUAAUUUACUCUAAACUAUAAGUGAUUAUAAGAGAAGGGAGUUUAAGUUACCACCUUUUUACCGUACGACCGAAAAACAAGAUGGCAAAAAAUUGUUAUUGUAAAUUAGAAUUAAGUACUAAAAGCCAUGUAGAAUAAUUUUAAAUGCUGAUAAGUACAGCAAACGCUACUUACAAUUAAAAAAAAAAAGUUUGAUGUGACUAAUAACGUGAUUGUAUAACAUUAAUGUCUAAUAAAAUACAGGAAGAAAUGUUUAAAAGUGUAUUAUUAAAAUGGUUAAAUCCAGUAAACCUAAAUUAAUUUAUAUCCUCAAAAGUACUGAGUACAAAAUAAAUUCAUUUAAUUUUUAAGAUUGAAUUUCUUGCUAAAUGACGUAUGUUUGUAAGAUAUAUGUAUGUAACCAAUGAUGACAAAUGGUGUUGUUUCAUAAAAAUGCAUUUGUAAAUUAAAAAACAAUUUUGAUAAUUACAAAGACUAAUUUAGACGCUGUUAUAACCAAAAGACGGUAAUUACAAUGAGAUUUAACUAAAACAAAAUAUAAUAAGGAGAUACAACAUUUCGUUCAUAAUAAUAGUCUAGUUAUGUAUAUACAUACAUACACCCUAUCAUUGUAUAAUAAUAUGUAUGUACAUACAUAUGUAACAUAGUGAAUAAAUAAUUGAUAAGAGAGUGCUGAAAAUUAAAAAGCCUAUUGUUAUCCGGAACGAAAUUAGAACUAAUUUAAUUCUAUUCCAAUAUAAAAUGCCAUAAGGUUAAAUAAAAGAAACAAAAAUUAA
Ceratitis capitata (Mediterranean fruit fly) is the source of this 4845-nucleotide messenger RNA. It is a transcript of the gene ksr, whose product is annotated as kinase suppressor of Ras 2. Gene Ontology annotation, molecular function: protein kinase activity; ATP binding. NCBI's taxonomy places the organism in Eukaryota, Metazoa, Arthropoda, Insecta, Diptera, Tephritidae. Bases 732 to 3956 code for a protein of 1074 amino acids. Gene Ontology annotation, biological process: protein phosphorylation. The record is from RefSeq and is a predicted model, not a curated record. The transcript has 2 exons.